UGGUCAGGGGGCCGACAUGUCCGCAGCUUUCCAGAGAUUGCUCAACCCUCAUCAAGUGUACAGCGUCACAGAAGGGGGCCCAUUAUUAGGAUUUUACGCUUUCAGAUCUAUUCCUGAUUUUCGUGUCUUGAUCUGUGGUGGUGAUGGGACAGUUGGCUGGGUGUUGUCGUGUUUGGAUGAUGUUGUUCAAGAGUUGAAGUGUAAGUUACCUGCAUCAGCAGUACUUCCUCUUGGCACUGGUAAGUGGAUUGUUACAAGUGACUCCUGUAAACUGCGAGUUAGAGAAAAUUUCUUUCCAGAGUCGAACAUAAAGCCUUGUCUAGGUUUUGUUGUACUGGGCUGUGUGAUCGAUCUCAAGACUCUUGCGACAAACUUGGUCAAUCGGAUGGAAAUCUAAAACUACCCUGCA
Messenger RNA from Stylophora pistillata, 409 nucleotides. Its product is annotated as diacylglycerol kinase theta-like. Lineage: Eukaryota; Metazoa; Cnidaria; Anthozoa; Scleractinia; Pocilloporidae. The record is from RefSeq and is a predicted model, not a curated record.